GGCGGCGGCUGCUGCGGGAGGCGGCGGCGGCUCCUCCUGGGCCUCGGUGCCGCGGGGCCGCUUCCCGGCGCGGCCUGGCGGGUGCCGCGCGCGGGGCUCUGGCGCCGGAAGCCGCGCGCGGGUGUCUCUGCUGGCGCCGCAGCUCCUGCUGGUCGCCCCGCCAGACGGAGAGAGGGCCGCGGCGGCAGCGGACGCCACCCUGGGGAACCUCCUGGGCCUCGGACGGAGCCUGCGCCGCCUGCAGGGCCUGCUGGGUGACAGCAGCAGCAGCGACGGCGAGGAGGAGCCGGAUGAGUUUCUGGGCUUCCACUCAGAGGAUGAGGCCUCCCAGAGUUCUUUACGUGCUGCUCUACGGUCUAAAAGAGGUGCGGCUCUGCCUGCCCGUGGGCGGAAGAAGAGGGCGCUCUCCGAGGAUGCCCGUUCCAAGCGGCUGGCCAAGCAGAAGGCUGUGGAGACUCAGAGGGAGCGUAUGGUGAAGGCCUUGGCGAAACUGCUUCAGAGGACCAAGGGACCCCCAGCCCGGUUGGGCAGACCACCAGGUUCAGGCCCCAAAGUAGGCAGGAUGCUUCCCGAGCAGACUAAACUUGGCCCCGAGACAGACGAUUCCAUAAAAGCCACCCUCCCUCCUGCCCUUCCUCCGCAGGCCGGGAAGAACCCCAACUCCAUGGCAUCCUCCAGGCCACGUGGCCGGCCACGGGGUUCCUUCACCAAAAGACCCCGGACCAUGCCUGAACCUCCUUGCCAAAGCGUUGAAGCUCCAUGUUCCCUCCCCGAACCUGAGCACAACAGCCCUUUGCCCUCCCCCUGCCGAGCUGUCAGCCCGUGCCCACCGUCCCCGGAACCUAAGAAGCCCCCGCUCAUCCUAAAGUUCUUUUCCAAGGCCAGGCGGCACAAGUCUGGCAAGUUGGUGGUCACCCACGUCCGGCUAAAGGGCUCCGGUCACAGAAGGGGUCGCAAGAGGAAAUGGAGCGUUGUGCAGAAGAAGAGAAGCUCCCCGCUUCCCUCCCAGUCUGUCUCUGAGUCGGAGGCCCCUUUAUCGGAGUUGGAGGGACCCGCCCCUGAAAAGGAACAAAAAGAGGUGACUUUGGCUCUGGAGACGCAGCCGGAGGUUCUUAAUGCGGGUCCAGAGCCUCAGCCGGAACUUCCUCCCCUAAAGCUAGAGGCACAACCUGAAGUGGUUGCUCAGGAGCCAGAGCAGCAACCAGAGGCUCCGCCCCUCAAGGUGGAAGUCUCUCAGCCAGAACUGGAGGCUCCGGCUCCAGGAGAUGGCGUUCCCACCUCACCGAACAGACUUCCUGGGAAACAAGGGCAACAGCAGGCCAACUCACAGAGCGAUGGAACGGGGGCCCUUCCUGAGGAGGGCUCUCCCAGCGUCACUCUUCCCACCCGGCCGCAGCGUUCGAAGUGGGGUCGUGGCCGGCCGCAGCGUUUGAAGCGGGGUCGUGGCCGGCCGCCCCUCACCGCUUCCCAGAGGGCCCAGCGGAUGGCCACUCAGCAGCUGCCAGCCAAGGUCCGAGAGGAGGCUUUGGCAGCCCCUCAGCAGGCCAGCGGUGCCAGCUCUGAGGAAGCCCCGGCUCUCAAGGCCACGUUCCUGAAGAAUAUCCGCCAGUUCAUCAUGCCUGUGGUGAGCGCUCGUUCGUCACGCCUCAUUCGCACCCCCCGCCGCUUUAUAGACGAGAUCCCGCAGAAGACGGCCAAGUCUACGGAAAGCCCCGCUGCCCCAGAAGGGCCUUGUCCUGACAAACAAGAGGCGCCCCUGUCGUCAUUGCCAGUGACCUCACUGCAGCUGACUCCCCCGCCCCCUAGUUCCCCAAGUAAAGAGACUUCCAGAGCUCUCUCCCCACCACCUUCCCCUAGUGUUCCCCAUAUAUCUUCCUCUGUUCCCUCCCUGCCCGAGAAGCGGCGUUCCAUCCUCCGGGAGCCCACUUUCCGCUGGACUUCACUGAGUCCCACAUUGUCCCCAAAAGAUCUGGGCAAGGCCCUGUUCCAUCUUCCUAGCGAAGAUUCCCCUUCUUUGCCUGGCACUCCGGCACCAACCCCUUUGCCCCCCGCCAAGCGGACUCCCCUGCUGCGUGCCCCUCAGUUCACCCCGAGCGAAGCACACCUUAAAAUCUACGAGUCGCUGACGGUGUCUUCCGAGGAGUCUGAGCCAGCGCACGCUUCCCCUGAGGUCAGGAGGGACGCCCCGGCGUUGCAGCAAGAAGCUCCCAUGCUCCCCAGUGAGCCGGUGACAACCCGCAGCAGCAAGAGGCUGAUGGGAAGGACAAACCAUCUCACCUUGCCGCUCUUCACGGAGGUCCCGAGACCGCUCAGGGCGCAGGGCAAAGAGCUGAUCACAAUGGAGGAUGUGAAUUCUCCGGGUGUGGUGCACAAGGUGGCCAUCCGCAGGGUCGUGCCUCCAGUAGUCCUCAAGAAGGAGGAGGCCGACAGCUCGGAGAGCGAGGCAGAGCCAGCCAGCCCCUGUUUGGAGGUGCCGCCGCUCCCUCCGGAGAUGCCGAAGCCCAUUAUCACCCAGCUGUCGAGCAUGGAUAAAGUGUACAGCCUGCUCACUCGUGCCAAGGUGCAGCUUUUCAAGAUCGAUCAGCAGAAGAAUUUCAAGCUGGGCCCGGGGUGUCAAACCAUCAAGAUAGAUGUGCUCGAGCCGCCAAAGGUCCAGAGCAAGCAGGAGCCGAGUUUGGAACAUAAAGCAGCUGAAGAAGACGGGAAAGAUGCAAGAAAGCAGGGCCUAGAAUCUCCGGUGCAGGGCCCUCGGAUCAAGCACGUGUGCCGGCACGCCUCGGUGGCCCUGGGGCAGUCUCGUGCCAUGGUGCCAGAGGACAUGCCGCGUCUCAGUGCCCUGCCGCUGCGGGAGAGGGAGGAGAUUGCUGCUUCGCCCACCGUUGAGGAGACCUCCUCAGCCUCCGAGAGCGAGAGUGGGCACCAGAAGCAGGUGAAGGUGGAAACGGCUGUCAAGGCGGCGGCGCACUCUGCACGUCGCCACGUCUCCCACCACCAUCACGGCAAGAAGAACCGAAUGACCCGCUGUGGGAACUGCAAAGGCUGCCAGAAGCUGCAGGACUGUGGGGAGUGCAUCAACUGUCUGGAUAAGCCAAAGUUUGGUGGGCCGAACACCAAGAAGCAGUGCUGCGUGUAUCGGAAAUGCGACAAGAUAGAAGCGCGGCGGGUGGAGCGGCUGUCGAAGAAAGGUCGUACUGUAGUGAAGCCCAUCGUCCAUUGGGAUUCUGAGGAUUCUCAGGAGGAGUUCCCAGCCCCUUGGGAGGUUAUGCUAGGGGCCACGGAGACAGCUGAGCAGGAUUCCCUGCUACAGCGCAAGUCGGCACGGCGCUGCGUCAAGCAGAGGCCCUCCUAUGACAUAUUUGAAUCCUCCGACUCGGAUGCAGAGCCAGUGUCUGGCUCGGCCACGCACCGCCGGAAAUCUUCUCGGGACUCAGAUCUGCUUCCCAUGGACUCUGAGGAGCAGAGCAGACCCCGUCGGACACCCCUCCAGCCCGUGGUGCAGUUGAAGGCCCGGAAGAAGCCGGAGAAGGAUGUCGCCUCUUCUGGCAUGCUCCCUUCAGUCUCCAAUGGCUGGAACGGGAAACAGAAAUCUACGGAUGGCGUCCACCGACUCAGAGUGGAUUUCAAGGAGGACUGUGACCUGGAGAACGUCUGGCUGAUGGGCGGCCUCAGCAUCCUCACCUCGGUGCCCGUCACCACACAGUUGGUGUGCCUCCUUUGUGCCAGCAAGGGCUUCCAUCAGCUUGUGUUCUGCCAGGUGUGUUGCGACCCUUUCCACAUCUUCUGCCUGGAGGAGGAUGAGCAGCCGCUGCCUGAACAGGAGGACAGCUGGUGUUGCCGCCGCUGCAAAUUCUGUCACGUCUGUGGCCGCAAAAACAAGGCCUCCAAGCAACUGCUGGAAUGCGAGCGUUGCAGGAACUGCUAUCACCUGGCUUGUCUGGGGCCCAACUACCCCACUAAACCUUUCCGUAAGAGGAAGGGCUGGAUCUGCUCGGCCUGCAUCCGCUGUAAAAGCUGCGGCACUGCUCCUGGGAAGAACUGGGACACUGAGUGGUCCAGCGACUACAGCUUAUGCUCCGCCUGCUCGGUGCUGUAUGAUAAAGGUAAUUACUGCCCUAUCUGCUUGCACUGCUACGAGGACAAUGACUACGAGAGCAAGAUGAUGCAGUGUGCCAAGUGUGACCACUGGGUUCAUGCCAAGUGCGAGGGCCUUUCAGAUGAGGGCUACGAGAUCUUGUCCAACCUACCCGAGAGCGUCGUCUACUCCUGUCGUCCCUGCUGCGGCAGCGACAAGGCCAAGUGGCGGGAGGUCCUCAGCGUGGAGCUGCGCAAGGGCCUCCGGCAGGUGCUGCAGGGCCUGCUGAGCUCCAAGUACGCCACUCCCCUGCUGCAGUGUGCUCAGUGUUGCCCAGACGACGGCGUGAAGGUUCACCUGCGACCCUGCGACUUGCGCACAGUCAACAAGCUCUUUGACCAGGGUCACUAUAUGUCUGUGCACAGCUUCAAUGAGGACAUGGUGGGCGUCCUGUUGGGGCACAUGGAGGAGGGCCAGGCCGGCCUUAACGCAAAGGCAUUCUACAUUGAGCUGAUGGGAAAGUUCUUCAGCUGGUUUGAUGCUCAGGAUCCAAAGCACUGGACACGCAACAGCAUCCUCCCCAACGGUAUGCUCCCCAAUGCAGUCCUGCCUCCCUCCUCUGACCACAUCUACGCUCAGUGGAGGCAGCCUGAGGAGCUCAGCUCUGGUGCCAACAGUCACUUGACAUCCACUGGCCCAGAGAAGACAGCUGGGAAGGACACAGAGCAUGCCUUAGCACAGCAAGAAUUUGCUGAUCCAGAAGACAAGCGGCAGUGUGCCCUGUGCCUCCAGUUUGGCGAUGCUCCUUCCAAGGAUGCAGGCAGGCUGCUGUACAUUGGCCAGAACGAGUGGACCCACGUCAACUGUGCCAUCUGGUCAGCUGAAGUCUUUGAGGAGAACGACGGCUCCUUGAAGAACGUGCAUGCCGCUGUGGCCCGGGGCCGGCAAAUGCGUUGCGAGCACUGCCAGCGCACGGGGGCCACUGUCGGCUGCUGCCUCUCGGCCUGCCUCAGCAACUACCACUUCAUGUGCGCCCGCCUCCGCCACUGCACCUUCCAGGACGACAAGAAGGUCUUCUGCCAGAAGCAUGUCGAUCUCUUGGAUGGGACGGAGAUAGUCGCUGAAGAUGGCUUUGAUGUCUUGCGCCGCGUCUACGUCGAUUUCGAGGGCAUCAGUUUCAAGAGGAAAUUCAUGGUGGGCUUGGAGCCAGACACCAUCAAGAUGAUGAUAGGCUCCAUGAAGAUCGAUAGUCUGGGGAUGCUGACGGACUUAUCAGAGUGCGAGGGGCGCCUCUUUCCAGUCGGUUACCAGUGUUCUCGGAUUUACUGGAGCACGGUGGACGUCCGCAAGCGGUGCUGGUACAAGUGCCGGGUCCUGGAGUACCGGCCGAAGCUGAGCCAGGAGGAGCCGGAUGCGCUGGGGGUGCAGGAGGAGAACCACACCAUUGUGCAUAGCCCAGCAGCCCCCGUAGAUGCCAGCCUUGGAGAAAAGCACCUUCCGGAGGUGGCCCCUCCCUUGCCGCCACCAGAGCGUCACUCUCCCGCACAGAACCCAGGGCCUCUGCCACCCCCGGAACCUGCUGCCUCCAAGCCCAAAUCUCUCUCUGGAGCUCGCAUCAAAGUGCCCAACUACUCCCCCACUCGGCGGCCUAUAAGCGGGGUGUCGUCUCGCCCGCUGCCCUCUCCCGGGAGUGCAUCAUCCAUGUCCCAUCACAUCUUGACGGUGGGCGACCCGGACUUUCCCACUCCACGCCGUACUCAACGCCUCAGCCCCUUGUCGCCUAGCAGUGCUCCCCGUGCCCGCCGGUCUUCCCUCCCCCUGCAAGCUACUGCGAACAGGACUAGUCCCCCCAGCACCACUCUCAGGGCAAUGCCGCCUCUCCCAGACGAACUCCUAGCUGGGAGCGGCUUCAAGCACACGUCUACCUCUGACGGGCAGCGGCCCACACCUACCUCACCCCCUCCCUCGCCCCCCGCCGUGCCCCCGGAGCUGGCUUUCGAGCUCAAUGUCUCUGAUUUGGAAUUUGACGACAGCCUCUUGGACGAGCCCUUUCAGGAAGAGGAGCUGGGCGUGCCACGGACAUGCCCUUCGCCCGGCCUGGGCCUGCCUCAAUUGGACGGGCUGGGGGAUGUGGAAAGCGAGGAGGAAGGAGAGGCCGGGCGCUACUUCCGGUUCCCGCGUACCGUGGUGAUGCGAGAGCCGCCUCUGCCCCCAUACCCUCUGGACCUGCCCUUGCCCCACAUCCACCAGCUGGACGGGAUUGAUGACGGCACAGACAGUGAGGCGGAUGCCGCGGGGGGGCACCAGUCUGCCAAGGGCAAGCAGGUGGAGCCGAGGGCGGACAGGGAGCUGGCUGGCCCUGCUCCCGCUCCAGAGGACCUGCCCUCCGACAUCGUGGACUUUGUGCUGAAGAACAUGGAUGCCCCCGAGAGCAAGGCUCCACUGCCCGUCUGCCCCAAUCGGACCUCUCCGCCCCUGCCGCCCCCUACCUCUGCCAGUCUUAAUGGCACCGAGUCGGCCCAUUCGAGCCCUGCUCCGGAUCCCGCCCCAACCCUCGUGCUCAGCUGCACUCAAGUGCCCAGCGGCCCCGAGGUGAAGGUGCUGGGCUCCGAGGGCCAAAAGCCCAACUCCCGGAUCAUCUUGGUGAACAAGCUAGGCCAGGUCUGCGUGAAAGUGCAGGGCGAGGAAGGCGUCUUCCGCACCCAAGAUGGGGAGCAGGCCUCCAGCUGCAACGCCAAACCAAACCCUGCCCCGCCACCGCCCGGCCUGAACACGGUUAUUUUACGGGCACCCCUGAGCCUUGCCCCAAGCCCCGUUCCCACCUGGACCAUCCGGGGGCCAGUGCUCAGCAUGGUGCCCAUGAUGAACGUGGUGGGCACCGCCCCUCAGACCGCUGGAGGGCAGCUGGCACUGGGGCUCCCCCAGACCUGUCUCUUGCAGCCCGUGGCCAUGAAUCCGGGGGUGCUCAGCCUUCCGAGCUUGGUGUCCUUGCCUAGCCCCCGGCCGGCCAUUCGGGUCAAGAGAGUCUCCACCUUUGUUGGAUAUGUGCCCCCCAAGAAGGCCAAGGUGGAAGGAGGCAGUGAAGAAGAGCAGCCGCCGGUGUUGCCUGCGGGGACUCCCAGUCACCUGGUUAACAACUGCCUUUCUGGCAACACAGCGGGCUCCAGCAUCGGGAGGGUUCGGAUGAAGACCCCCACGGCAAAGGGCGUCAUAGACCUGGAUGCGUUGAAAGAGGAACCAGGCACCGCUGGCAGGAGCGAGCUGUCCCCGAUGGAGCACUCCCCUUGCUCCACAGCAUUGCAUUCCCGUCCCGGAACCCCAGAUCAGAACCAAGAGCCUCUGCUGGAACCGAUCUGGCACAGAUAUACAGUGGGCCUUUCCAGCUCAGAUGAAGACAACCUGAACCAGGAAGACAAAGAGAACGAAGUGCCCCGCAAGACGCAGCCCCACCUGCGCUUCGAGAUCACGAGUGAGGAUGGCUUGAACGUGCAGGCUGACAGCAUCGAGGGUGCCUGGAAAGCAGUCAUCGAGAAGGUGCAGGAAGCUCGGACCAAUGCCAGGCUGAAGCACCUGUCCUUUGCAGGCAUGAACGGCGUGCGGAUGCUGGGGAUGCACCACGAUGCCAUCAUCUUCCUGGUGGAGCAGCUGUAUGGUGCCAAGGCCUGUCAUAAGUACAAGUUCCGGUACCACCAGCAUGAAGACGAGGAGGAAGAACUGCCUCUCAACCCCCACGGCUGCGCCCGGGCCGAAGUCUAUGUUAGGAAAUGCACCUUUGACAUGUUCAACUUCUUGGCAUCCCAGCAUCGUGUGCUUCCUGAGGGUGGCCCCUAUGAUGAAGAGGAGGAUGAAGUGCAGCUCAAGUCCACCAGGCGAGCGACCAGCUUGGAGCUACCCAUGGCCAUGCGUUUUCGGCACUUGAAGAAAACCUCCAAGGAAGCUGUGGGCGUGUACAGGUCAGCCAUCCACGGCCGGGGUCUGUUCUGCAAGCGAAACAUCGACGCUGGCGAGAUGGUGAUAGAAUACUCGGGCAUAGUCAUCCGAUCUGUGCUGACAGACAAGCGGGAGAAAUACUACGACAGCAAGGGCAUCGGGUGCUACAUGUUCCGCAUCGACGACUUUGACGUGGUGGACGCCACAAUGCACGGCAACGCCGCCCGCUUCAUCAACCACUCCUGCGAGCCCAACUGCUACUCGCGCGUCAUCCACGUGGAGGGCCAGAAGCACAUUGUCAUCUUUGCCCUGCGGCGCAUUUUCCGUGGGGAGGAGCUCACCUACGACUACAAGUUCCCCAUCGAGGACGCCGGCAGUAAGCUGCCUUGCAACUGUGGGGCCAAGCGCUGCCGCCGCUUUCUCAACUGAGGACUCGUCUCCCAGCUACAGGCCUUCCCCGGUAGCAGCCAGGAAGGGCAGGGCAUGCCCAAGGGAGAGGAGAGGAGAAAAGGGGGACCCAACCCUGCCGUGCUGUUCCAAGUGAGCUGCCGCAGCAGCAACACUUACUGAUCCCUUUCCUCGAGGCACGGAGACAGUUCAUCUCCAAGAGCAUCAGUGAUGCGCAUUUCGUGUCGGAAAAGGAGGCCGUUGCCAACGGCACCAUCGCUUGAAUCUGUAGCUUGAAAUUAUGGCAGGCAGAGAUAUGGGGCAAGUCUCAAAGGGUGUCCUCCCAGACCCCUUAAUUUGUGCCCCUCUGCUUCAUAAAUCCUGAUGACGAUUAUGAUUAUUGUUAUUUUUCCCUUGUGGGGUGAGAACAGCAUUUUCUUUAAUUUUGUACUUUUAAAUUUUGUGAAUUCCCCCUUCCCCCCCUUGCUUAGAAUUCUCUGUCUAAAAGGAAAAAAAAAAACAUCAAACCCAGGAGGAUGUAAAUAUUUGUACAAAUUUCUAAACCUGUUUAUUUUCUAUGCACUUUUUUAUUUAAGAUGCUCAGUCAACUCAGACGGGAAAGGGUUGGAUUCUUGUUGGUAUAAUUUUAAAUAAAAUGCAAUUUUGACACGA
Molecule: messenger RNA, 9061 nt
Organism: Heteronotia binoei (common prickly gecko)
Lineage: Eukaryota; Metazoa; Chordata; Lepidosauria; Squamata; Gekkonidae
Gene: KMT2B
Product: lysine methyltransferase 2B
Exons: 37
Coding region: 470-8431 (2653 amino acids)
Biological process (GO): positive regulation of DNA-templated transcription
Cellular component (GO): histone methyltransferase complex; nucleus
Molecular function (GO): DNA binding; zinc ion binding; histone H3K4 methyltransferase activity
Source: RefSeq, a predicted model, not a curated record